Entamoeba dispar SAW760 is the source of this 1302-nucleotide messenger RNA. RefSeq lists its product as uncharacterized. The coding region runs from base 1 to 1302 and encodes 433 amino acids. The record is from RefSeq and is a predicted model, not a curated record. The transcript has a single exon. Lineage: Eukaryota; Evosea; Mastigamoebida; Endamoebidae.
AUGGAAAGAAGUUCAUUCCAAUCAACUCAGGCGUUUAUUGAUGCAUUAGUUCAAGCAAAUAAAGAGAUGGAUGAUAAUAUGCAACAAAUGACACCUGUUCUUCAAGGACUAAUGGAUAAGGUAAGUAUUUUAACAAAAGAAAAUGAUGAAUUAAGAAAUGUCCUUCAACAGACGAUUGAUAAAUUAGACGAAGUAAAGAAAGAACAUGAAGUUAUAGAAAAGAAUGAUGAAAAAGUACAACAAAUAAAGGAAGACAAUGUAUUACUUAAAAGAGAAAAAGAAGAGAAUGAAGCUCUUAUUAGACAGUUAAGACAACAAAUAUAUCUUUCAGAACAAACACAUACAAAUCAAUUAGAUGAUCUUAGAACUCAAAUAAAACAUCGAGAUCAACAAAUUGAUAUUUUUCAGAAAGAACGAGAUAAUAUUGUUAAUGAAAUAGUAAUGGCAAGACAACAAAUAUCUCUUCUUCUUAAACAGUUAGAAAUAGCACAAAAUGAAAUUACUACACAAAAAUAUAUGGAAGAAUAUAAUAAAAAACUUGAUGAUAUGAAUUGUAAAUUUGAAGAAAUAAAAAAAUCAAUUGAAAAAGUAAAUUACCAAAGAAAUGAAAGAAAAAGUAUUAUUGAAACAAGUUGUAUUGAUACAGUUUCAAUAAAUGAACCAAUUAAAGAAGAAGAAAUAAAUAAUAAAGAAGAAUUUAUAUUAUCAGAGAAUGAACUAAAAACAUCACCAAUAAGAUUAGCUUUAUUUAAACAACCAGAUUUUUUAAAUAAUCCAAAAAUUAUUAUUCAUCUCUCUGGAAUAUCAAAAGAAACAAGAGAAUCUUUAAGUGAAGAAAUUAUGAAAAAAGGAUUUGAAAUAUCUCUAAAUUAUUCUAAUAAAGUUACUCAUGUUGUUGUGUCUUCAAAACUUACUAUGACAAGUAUUAAAGCUCUUAUAGAAGGAAAAUGGGUUGUAUCAAAGAAUUGGAUUAUUAAUGGAAUGAAAAAAGAUGAAUUUAAAUAUGGAUUUCAAAAAUUUAAUUUAUUCAAAGGAAAAAAAGUAUUUGCUACUGAACUAUUCACUAGAGAUCAAACAGGAAUGGAAAUAUGGGAAACUUUAGUGAGGUUUGGUCAAAUAGAAGUUGAGCAACAACCAGCACUUGCUGACAUUUGUCUUAUAGGAAAGAAAGAAAUUAUUCAAGGAAAACAUGUAUAUACUAAAGAAGAAUUCCUCAAAUCAUUACCACUUCCUAAGACAGUUUUAACAGAUGGAACAAUUCCAAGUAAAGGUAUAUUAACUAAAAUACCUCUCGCUAUUUAA